AUGAACUUUCCCUAUAUCAGCCACUAUUCGACAUCCGCAGGAGCAAGUUCGACCCUCCCUCGCCCUUCAUACGACCCAGCUCUUGAGACCAUAAGGAGACACUUCUCCUCGGACAGCUCUCCAUCCGUCGAGUCCAUCCGUAUCGGCUUUAACGAUUUUGACAUCGACGCAAUCCUUGCCCAGUAUGACCACCUCGAGCACAAAGAAUACACGAUCACCAGCCAGGAACAAAACGUCAGCCAUGAGAUUCUGCUCUCCGUUUUCAAAAACAAAGGCUCUACAAGCAACACCCGCCCCGCCAUCUACCAUAUCCACGGCGGUGGCCAGAUAUCCGGGACAAGGCUUUCAGGCAUCGGAUCGGUCUUCCCCUGGUAUCGUGGCAUCGAUGCAGUCCAUAUCACGGUCGAGUACCGACUGGCCCCCGAACAUCCUGCCCCCGCAGCUUUUAGCGACUGCUACACGGGUCUUGUGUGGGUUGCCGACAACGCAGAGGAGCUAGGGAUCGAUUCAAAGAAAAUCCUAAUCCAGGGUUUAUCCGGUGGCGGGCCCCUCGCCGCAGCGUGUGCAAUUAAGGCCCGAAAUAAACGUUAUCCCGAGCUCUGCGCACAGUUGCUCUGCGCUCCAAUGCUAGAUUGUAGUGGGAAGUCGGUAUCUGAGCAACAAUAUGAGGACGGUGCGGUGUGGAGCGGGAAAACGAAUAAGAUGGCCUGGGACUGUGUCUUGGGGCGUGAUGAUGGCUCAAAUAUUGAAAGCAAACCUAGCGCUGGUCCCGUUAAUGAGUUGGUUUCUCCGCUGCUUGCCACGGACAUGGUUGGUGUCGCACAGGCGUUUAUCGAUGUGGGUGAAGCGGAGGUAUUCCGGGACGGCGCUGUUGAGUAUGCCUCAAUGCUGUGGAAGAACGGUGUCUCGGCUGAGCUGCAUGUGUGGCCUGGCGCCUGGCAUGGUUUUUACUUGCUUGCACCCGAUGUGCCGGUAUCUAGGGCCGCUAUAGAGGCGAAGAAGAGUUGGAUCAGGCGGGUGCUUGACUGUGCAUAA
Molecule: messenger RNA, 1035 nt
Organism: Penicillium canescens
Lineage: Eukaryota; Fungi; Ascomycota; Eurotiomycetes; Eurotiales; Aspergillaceae
Product: alpha/beta hydrolase
Exons: 1
Coding region: 1-1035 (344 amino acids)
Molecular function (GO): hydrolase activity
Source: RefSeq, a predicted model, not a curated record